Oryzias melastigma (Indian medaka) is the source of this 2105-nucleotide messenger RNA. RefSeq names its product nuclear factor of kappa light polypeptide gene enhancer in B-cells inhibitor, alpha b (gene nfkbiab). Gene Ontology annotation, molecular function: protein binding. NCBI's taxonomy places the organism in Eukaryota, Metazoa, Chordata, Actinopteri, Beloniformes, Adrianichthyidae. Bases 75 to 1028 code for a protein of 317 amino acids. The record is from RefSeq and is a predicted model, not a curated record. The transcript is spliced from 6 exons.
CACAGAGGGCAUUGACGGACUGCCACAACACAACCGAACGCACCCCGGCGAGCACGCACACACCAGGGACUAUAAUGGACCUCCAUCGGAACACAAUGUUAAACCAAAUGGAUUACAGUCAGGAUUCGAAGGAGGUGAAGUCGUCUCAGCUGACGGAGGAUCGCCUCGACAGCGGCAUCGACUCGCUGAAAGAGGAGGAGUACCAGGCUGUGGCGACCGAGAUCCUUCGCCUCCAGUUGGACUGUGAGCACAAACAGCCCGCCGCCGUAAUCGGAGAGCCGCUGCAGGAAUGGCAAACACAGAUCACAGAGGAGGGGGACACGCUGCUCCACUUGGCAAUCAUCCACGAAGCCAAAGAUUUCACCCAAAAAAUGAUCGACGUCUCAAAGAACACAGACUUCCUCAACACACAGAACGACCUGAGACAGACUCCCCUCCACUUAGCGGUUAUAACCAACCAGCCGGAUGUGUGUUACAGCCUCAUUGUGUCCGGCUGUGAUGUCACAGUAGUGGACAACAAUGGGGACACACCUCUUCACAUCGCAUGUCGUCACGGCAACCUGCAUUGUUUCAGUGCUAUUACACAGAACUGCCAGCCAGAGCAGCUACACACGGCCAUGGCGACCUGGAACUAUAAUGGUCAAAACUGUCUUCACUUGGCUUCUAUUCACGGUUUCCUCGUGCUGGUUGAGAAAAUGGUGGAUCUCGGGGCUGACAUAAACACAAGGGAGCAGCACAAUGGUCGCGGUGCGCUGCAUCUUGCUGUAGACCAGCAGAACCUCAGCCUGGUCAAACUGCUGCUACAGAAAGGAGCGGACCCCAACCUCCUGACCUCCGGGGGCUACACCCCGUACCACCUCACCUACGGCUUAGACAACUGCGACAUCAGGAAAGAACUGCACCCGCUGACCCGCCCCGACCUGAGAGAACUCCCCGACAGCGACUCGGAGAACAGCGAAGACGACUCGGACUCGGACUCUGACGAGGGGCAGGUUAUGUACGACGACAUCAAGCUGAACGGGCAUUAGCGGGAAACGGACGCGAAGUUGUCACAGAGGCGCGAGCCGCGAUGAUGAUGACGGCGGGGAGAGGCACGGCUCGACGCGUAUGAUUUCUGCAGUGCGGCUCCAGAAGGACUGGCGGCUGGAGCGCCGAGGCUGGCGGCGUUGACGCCUCUUCAGAAAGCGGUUUCUGAGUCAGGCGGGGCGGAUGAAACAUAAUACUAAAGGAGAGAACUGCUGGCACUGCAAGUCAUUGAUAUAAAGAAAAUAAAAUCCACCAGGAUGUACCUGUAACAGCCCUGUUGUAUAAUACUGUAAAUGCUGUGUAUACAAAGAUGUAUUUUUUAUGGAAGCUGUGAACGUGUACAGAUGAAGCGGUUGUAUAUGUCAGACAGUGAACAGUUCCAGAGCACUCCAGUUAAAUUAAAACACUCAUAUUUAACAGAGUUUUGUGUUUCAACUGUGUUUGUGGAAGGUUUCGCUUUCAGAACCCCGAUUUAGAGAAAAGAGCGGCUAUAUGAUCAGUGACUCUUGAUCUGUGCUCGUACAGGAAAUGGGUCAUGUGGCUUCCUUUUGCCGAGAAAAAGUCCUCAUAAAAAUGCCCCAGUCACGGCUUCAAUUCAUAACGAUUGUGCCUCAUUUACAUAAAAAGAGGAAAAAGCGUCUCUGUUCUGAUGAAUGAAGAAGGAACUGUUGGCCAAUUGAGCUUUGAAGGCCUCUGUUCCUCCGCCAGAUCUAAGUGUGUGUGUGUGUAGAGUCGAGAUAAGAGGCUUUGGGAAUUUUUGUGUGCGUGUGUGGACAGCUAUCUACAUAAGGAAAUGCUUUGGGUUUUUUUUUUUUUUUUCCCAGAGGGCGUGACUGAGACAGAAAAUUCCCAGGAACAAAACACGAAUACGGGAAUUUGAGUUGGUUAAAAGGAAAUUUAAGUCGAGCAGUAGAACAUCGGAAGAAAGGAAGAGUUUAAAAUAAAUUUCCUGUUAUUCCAGCUUUUACAGAGUUUUUCAGCAGUUUCUUUUUACACUUGACACAAUUUCUAAAACAGUUUAACUCAAACAUUUGUGAUAAUUUAAGCAAAAAAUGAAACAAAGAAACCACACCUCUUGU